This is a messenger RNA of Melampsora larici-populina 98AG31, 1394 nucleotides long. RefSeq lists its product as uncharacterized. Bases 274 to 885 code for a protein of 203 amino acids. The transcript has 4 exons. The record is from RefSeq and is a predicted model, not a curated record. Lineage: Eukaryota; Fungi; Basidiomycota; Pucciniomycetes; Pucciniales; Melampsoraceae.
GAAAAUUAUGAAGAUGUGAUUGGAUCUGAACUAGAUUUGAUUCAACCAGGUUGGGGUAGUGAUGAUGAAACGAUUUGGAUUAUAGUUGUUUCAGCAAACGAUCGAAUUUCAUCGGUCUUUGAUGAUACAUUUGAUCAAACUGCUCUUAAUUCAUCACAAGCUGUUUAUCCUCCACCUCCUAAGAUUCGAGAAGAUCAAAUCUCAGUAGUACAACUUUCUCCAGAUGAUCCAUUUUUAUUUCCUACUAAUUUUAGGUUUGGUAGAAUUGAUUAUAUGGGAAAGACCGAUAUAAUCUUAACUAAAUGGCUCAUUUUCAAAUGUCCAGUAAUGGUGGUGAUCGGUAAAAGAGGAAAAGAAUUAAGGUUCUUUAAGAUUGGUGGAACACCUCCACCUGUUGAUCAUCUGGCUCAAUUUAUUCGUGAACAAACAUGGACCUAUAAACCGGUUUGGAAUUCUACCUUUUCACCUGGUGGAUCAAAUGAAUGGAUUGUUGAGGGAUUUGGAAGGAUGUUCAGUGGAUUACACAAUAUCACCGAUCGAGUACCAGGUUGGAUUUUGAUGAUGGUGACUAGCGCGCUAGGUACUUCUCUAAUGCAAUAUUUACAUGGUCGAUCUGGUUCUGAACCGAAGAAGAAGCCAGUGACUGAUCCACAACGUAAAGAAGAAAUCAAAGCUGCUCUAGCUAAGGCUGCGGUGAGGUUGGCCGAAGCUAGUGCUCGACGGACUCGGGAAAAGGCUAAGGCUAAUUUGGAGGCUGAUAAUACGGGCACUGUAGAGACUGGAGCUAAGGAAAUUUUGCAAGCCGAGGGCAAAGUCACCUCAGAGUCUAAACCUGCAUCGGCGGUCAAGCGACGGAAAGGUAAAAGUGAAGAAAAAAAUGGGUAAACUGCAUGGGGUGUCCUGGAUUACGAAUCUGGAAUAUUGGAGGAAUAAAUGCUAUGACUAGAAAUGAUUUGGAUUUUGAUAUGAUCCUUGGAAAUUGAAGAUCGAGCUUCGUUGAUGAUUUGGGAAAUCGGUUUACUGGAACACAUUCUUUAAGUGAUCAAGGUUUCUUUGCUUUAAAUAGCUGCAUUGUGUUACUGUAUACAUGGUAAAAUAUAGGUCAAGGAUACGUUGGUUAUGUAAGAUGAUCUGGUGUUAUGUUGCUCAUCUGGGUACUUUUCAAAGAUUCGAACAAAUUGUGUUGUGUUUUUUUGGGGAUGUAUAUACUUGAUAACUUUUUGCAUAGUUUUGAUUUUCUUCUUUUGUUUUAUGUUUUUCACUUUUGCCAAAUUUCUCAUUAACAUUUUUUAUACGCCAACAUCUUUUCUGUUUUAGUGUUUCUCAUUUUUUAUCGUUUUUUUGCUCGUGUUGUUGGGAAAUAAUGAUACUCGGAAGAUUGAAUUUUGGACCAG